This is a messenger RNA of Cooperia oncophora, 2382 nucleotides long. Lineage: Eukaryota; Metazoa; Nematoda; Chromadorea; Rhabditida; Trichostrongylidae. The record is from the annotation of a GenBank genome assembly.
AUGUUUUCGGUUUUAUCCUAUGCCAGUUCUGAUGUUGUUGGCAGUGGUGAUGCUGAUUUAAAUAUGGACUUUCUGCAGGGAACCAGAGUUGUGCCGUCUGUGCUGAAAAAAGGGGUGACUCUUCCUUCUGGUCAGUAUGAGGUUGAUGUGGUGGUGAAUAAUGAUAACCUGGGUAAAGCUCAGCUUAUUAUUUCACCAGAAGAAGAAAAAAGUGGGGUGCUCUGCCUGUCACCAGCAUGGUUGAAAAGUGCCGGUGUGCCAUUGCGACUGGACGGUUACGCGGCAGAAUUUGACGAGAGGCAGGGGUGUUAUGCUCUCGGGAAGAACCCGUAUACACGGGUUGAUUUUAACUAUGGUAGUCAGGGACUGGUGUUCAGUAUCCCGCAGUCUUAUUUACUCAGUAAAACCGACCCCAGUCAAUGGGAUUAUGGGGUGAAUGCUUUACGUCUUAAUUAUUCUGCGAACGCAGCCCGUAACUCCGGACAGGAGACAACAGCUUACGGUAGUGUUUCCGCGCUGGUAAAUAUCGGACGCUGGGUAUUAAGCAGUAAUAUGAACGCAUCCCGUUUAAGUGAUGGCAAAAAUGAAUUUGCGGUUCGGGAUGCGACACUUUCCACGGCGCUAGGGGGACUGAAAAGUGAUCUGAUUGUCGGGAAGAGCACUACCCGUAGUGACCUUUUUCAGGAUUUUGGCUUUUACGGGGUGGCGUUGCGUUCCAACUCAAACAUGUCGGCCUGGGAUUUCCGCGGAUAUGCGCCGGUUAUCAGCGGGGUAGCGACCUCUUCUUCCCGUAUCACUAUUACCCAGAAUGGUUACACCGUCUAUUCCCGUGUUGUACCACCGGGACCAUAUGCUCUGGAUGAUAUUCAUCCUGUGGGGAACGGUGAUCUUGAAGUAACGGUGGAGGAUGCCAGUGGGCGUAAAACGGUCACCCGUUAUCCGGUGACGACCCUCCCUACACUGUUGCGUCCGGGGGAACUGCAGUAUGACAUGGUAGCGGGGAGACGUUCUUCCGGGGGAGACAUGAAAAAGCCGUUUUCUGAUUCGGAUAAGGGCAUGUUCUGGUCGGGGAGUCUGGCCUAUGGUCUGGGUUCCACCACUCUUGGUGGUGCUGCCAUACUACAUGACAGAUAUAAGGCAGGGGGACUCAGUUUGACGCAGAUGAUGGGGGAACUGGGGGCGUUUUCUCUGGCUGGUACGGUGUCGGAUGCGGAAUAUGACAACAAUGUGAAAAAGCAUGGUUACAGCGUCAGUGCAAAAUACGCCAAGUCCUUUGCAUCUGACACGGAUUUGCAGCUUACGACUUAUCGUUAUCAGAGCAAGGGAUAUGUUGAGUUUUCUGGUUUCGAUCCGGCGGACCGUUAUGCUCGCUAUAACCAGAAAUCCCGUUAUGAAGCCACACUGUCACAGCGUUUAACGGACAAUGUUAGUUUAAGUCUGUUUGGAUGGUGGGAGAACUACUGGAACACAACGGGCUAUGCCACAGGGGGAACUCUCAGUACAGGGUUUUCAUUGUUUGACAGUGUUUCUAUGAGUGUGAGUGGAAACUACAGUCGGUAUCCGUACAUGGAUAAGCCGGAUUACAGUAUUGCUUUGAUUACCAGCAUUCCGUUCAGCAUAGGAGACAAGCGUCAGUACGUAAACUCGUCAGCAGCCUACAGCAGUGUGUCAGGAACAUCUUUCCGCGCCAGUACUUCAGGUAGCCCGACAGAGCGUCUGAGUUACAACGUCAGCGCAGGAUUGAGCAGCAGGGGAAGUGAUGAUGUCGGAGCUGGGGUUUCCUAUGCAUUUGAUGCCACUAACACCAGUUUGAACGUCUCUCAAAGCCGCCACAACACCAGUGUCAGCGGUAGUAUCAGCGGCAGUGUGGUUGUCACUGCGGAAAGUGGAUUGUUCUUUACCCGUGACCAAAGCAACACCAUGGCUGUGGUGCGUAUUCCAGAUGUUGAAGGGGUACGGAUUAAUGGUUCUGCUCCAACUAACAGUCGCGGGUAUACCUCAGUAGGGUUGUCGGAGUACAGCCAGAACCAUAUUGACGUCAACAUGGAAAAUGUACCGGAUGAUCUGGACCUGAUGGUCACAUCUCAGCUUGUGGUACCGACAGGGAACGCCGUGGUUUACCGCCAGUUCGGGGCAAAUUAUGUGAAACGUUACGUUCUUCAGAUUAAGGACAGUAAUGGUCAGUUACUGACUGGGGGGAAUGCCCGGACAGGAGAAGGGCUGAAUGCGGGCAUUAUCAGUCGUAAUGGUGUGCUGUCCAUGGGGAUGCUGGCAGAACCGAAAGAAAUCAGGGUGGACCUGGGGGAUGGUGGCACCUGUCGUUUCUCUAUGACCGGAAUCAAACCAGAAGCAACCAGAGUGCAGGAGGUUCGCUGUGAAUAA